GGGAAGUUCCCUCGUGGCCGCAUCUCUGAGGGGCAGCGAGUGGCCGCGACAUGAUUAAAAAGUUCGACAAGAAGGACGAGGAGGCCGGUAGGAACGGGUGGGGCCGGGGAGGCCGGUCCGCGACGCUUCCGGGUAGCGGCUCCAAUCCUUUCCAGCACUUGGAGAAGAGCUCUGUCCUACAAGAGGCUCGUCUUUUUAAUGAGACCCCCAUAAAUCCACGACGAUGUCUGCACAUACUUACCAAGAUCCUUUACUUAUUGAACCAGGGUGAGCACUUUGGAACCACCGAAGCCACAGAAGCCUUCUUUGCAAUGACCAGAUUAUUUCAGUCCAAUGAUCAAACCUUAAGAAGGAUGUGCUACCUUACAAUCAAAGAGAUGGCCAAUAUCUCCGAAGAUGUCAUCAUUGUCACCAGCAGUUUGACCAAAGACAUGACUGGGAAGGAAGACGUAUACCGAGGCCCAGCCAUUAGAGCCCUGUGUAGAAUCACAGAUGGCACAAUGUUGCAAGCCAUCGACAGAUACAUGAAGCAAGCCAUUGUGGAUAAAGUCCCCGGUGUGUCCAGUUCUGCCUUGGUGUCUUCCCUACACAUGAUGAAGAUCAGUUACGAUGUAGUUAAACGGUGGAUCAAUGAAGCCCAGGAGGCUGCUUCUAGCGACAACAUCAUGGUACAGUAUCAUGCCUUGGGGCUGCUUUACCACCUCAGGAAAAAUGACCGCCUUGCAGUUUCCAAGAUGCUGAACAAAUUCACCAAAUCGGGGCUGAAAUCCCAGUUUGCCUACUGCAUGCUCAUCCGAAUUGCCAGUCGCCUCCUGAAGGAGUCCGAAGUGGGGCACGAGAACCCUUUGUUUGACUUCAUCGAGAGCUGCCUGCGAAAUAAACAUGAGAUGGUCAUUUAUGAAGCAGCCUCUGCCAUCAUCCAUCUCCCAAACUGCACGGCGAGGGAGCUGGCUCCUGCUGUUUCAGUGCUACAGCUCUUCUGUAGUUCACCCAAGCCCGUCUUGAGAUAUGCAGCUGUAAGGACCCUUAACAAGGUGGCCAUGAAGCACCCAUCUGCAGUAACAGCCUGCAACCUGGACCUGGAAAACCUGAUCACCGACUCCAACCGCAGCAUUGCCACCCUGGCUAUCACCACCCUCCUGAAAACAGGGAGUGAGAGCAGCGUGGACAGGCUUAUGAAACAGAUCUCCUCCUUUGUGUCGGAAAUAUCGGAUGAGUUUAAGGUGGUGGUAGUGCAAGCCAUCAGCGCUCUCUGCCAGAAGUACCCCCGGAAACACAGCGUGAUGAUGACUUUCCUCUCCAACAUGCUCAGAGACGAUCGCUGUGUUCUGAGCAGCGCCUGCAGGCUGAGCGUUCUCGCUGCUCCUCCCCUCUCCCGCCAGGGUGGCUUUGAGUACAAGCGGGCCAUCGUGGACUGUAUCAUCAGCAUCAUUGAGGAGAACCCCGAAAGCAAGGAGUCAGGCUUGGCUCACCUGUGUGAGUUCAUCGAGGACUGUGAGCACACUGUCCUGGCCACCAAGAUCUUGCACCUGCUGGGCAAGGAAGGUCCCAGGACCCCGGCUCCAUCCAAAUACAUCCGUUUCAUCUUCAACCGGGUGGUGCUGGAGAAUGAGGCUGUGCGGGCAGCUGCCGUGAGUGCCCUGGCAAAGUUUGGGGCCCAAAACGAGAGCCUCCUUCCCAGCAUCCUGGUGCUUCUGCAGAGGUGCAUGAUGGACAGCGACGAUGAGGUCCGUGACCGAGCCACGUUCUACCUGAAUGUGCUGCAGCAGAGGCAGCUAGCCCUGAAUGCAGCCUACAUCUUCAAUGGGCUGACUGUGUCUGUGCCUGGGAUGGAGAAGGCCCUCCACCAGUACACGCUGGAGCCUUCUGACAAACCCUUUGACAUGAAAACAGUUCCUCUGGCUACCACACCAAACUUUGAACAGAAAGCAGAAAUUGCACUAGUAACCAACAAGCCAGAGAAAGUCGCUCCAUCUCGCCAGGACAUAUACCAAGAACAACUCGCUGCCAUUCCCGAAUUCAAGAACUUAGGACCAUUAUUUAAGUCAUCUGAGUCCAUGCAGCUUACAGAAGCUGAAACAGAGUAUUUUGUUCGCUGUAUUAAGCACACGUUCACCAAUCACAUAGUUUUCCAGUUUGACUGCACAAACACCCUAAAUGACCAGUUACUGGAGAAGGUCACUGUGCAGAUGGAGCCAUCGGACGCUUACGAUGUCAUUUGCUGCAUCCCAGCAGCCAGCCUCCCUUACAACCAGCCAGGAAUGUGCUACACUCUUGUGCAGCUGCCCCAGGAUGAUCCUGCUGCAGUUGCUUGUACUUUCAGUUGCACAAUGAAGUUCACAGUCCGUGACUGUGACCCGAACACGAGGGUCCCAGAAGAUGACGGCUACGAUGACGAAUACGUGCUGGAAGACCUGGAGGUGACAGUGUCCGAUCAUAUUCAAAAAGUCCUGAAGCCCAACUUUGCUGCCGCCUGGGAGGAAGUGGGAGACGACUUCGAGAAGGAGGAAACCUUUGCUCUCAGCUCAAUUAAAACCUUAGACGAAGCUGUCAAUAACAUCGUCAAGUUCCUAGGCAUGCAGCCCUGCGAGAGGUCGGACAAAGUGCCAGAGAACAAGAAUGCCCACACGCUCUAUCUUGCUGGUGUGUACAGAGGAGGCCACGAUAUCCUGGUGAGGUCCAGGCUCGCCCUCGGAGAUGGUGUGACCAUGCAGGUGACUGUCAGGAGCAAAGAGGAAACGCCUGUUGAUGUCAUCUUGGCCUCUGUUGGCUAAGUCCAUGAUAGGCUGUCAAGCACAACACUUAGUACCUGUGGCUGGGACUCCACCAGCAGGCCCUACACUGGUGCCUCAAACACCUGUCUCCUCCUGCAUGUAGUUUUUAUUCCUCAGUUUGGUAAAUAUUUUGUAUGUUACAGUAAGUGGCACUGGCUGGUUAAUGCCGGCUUCUCUCUCUCUCUCAUCCCCCCUCCUCUGGUCAUGAUACAUUCCUGCCUAACUUAUUGCCUCUCUUGUAGAGAAUGGGGAAGUUUCUCAGCCUGGUAGAGGAUAAAAACCAAUGAGUCUGACUUUUGUCAAAAGAGAUUUUUAAUAACAGAAAAUAAACAUGGAUUCUUCCAGUUCA
Messenger RNA from Gavialis gangeticus (Gharial), 3123 nucleotides. It is a transcript of the gene COPG2, whose product is annotated as coatomer protein complex subunit gamma 2. Gene Ontology annotation, biological process: protein secretion; intracellular protein transport; endoplasmic reticulum to Golgi vesicle-mediated transport. The record is from RefSeq and is a predicted model, not a curated record. Gene Ontology annotation, molecular function: structural molecule activity. NCBI's taxonomy places the organism in Eukaryota, Metazoa, Chordata, Crocodylia, Gavialidae. Gene Ontology annotation, cellular component: endoplasmic reticulum-Golgi intermediate compartment; endoplasmic reticulum; Golgi membrane. The transcript is spliced from 24 exons. Bases 51 to 2774 code for a protein of 907 amino acids.